CAUGGCAUGAGUGUUUGAAAUUGAUGUUUCUGUCUUCUAGCCUUCCUCGGAUCUGCUUGCAAUAUAAAGUAACUCAGAAUAAAAAUAUAUCAAUGAAUUAUUGCAUAUAAAAAAAAUGUAUCACAGUCAACCGAGUAUUUGUAUAUUGAGAUGCUUUCAGAUUUCCUAAUAAACCACGUGGGUAUUAUAAUAAGUAAUAUUAAUGCUUAGCUUAUUUAAAGAGUACAAACUCAGCCAACCACUAUUUGAAUAUACAAAUAAGGCAAAUUCUGUGGUGCCUCCAACCCUUUUAGCAAAUAAUAUGAUGCCAUGUGUAUUAGUAUUUUCAAAUUUUCUUUUUCUGUUCAAAUUUGAAUUGUUUUUUAGAAAAUCAAAAAUGUUUUAUAUUUUAUUAUCAGAGGGGCCUUUUAGCAAUUGUUUGAAAGUUGUAUAUUAUCUUUUAACCAUCAUUGAGAAUUUUUACCACGCUUAUUCGUAUUCUGAGUUCAACCCAUUUUCUUCUUCUUCUUCCUUGAACCCUAAUAGUAUCAGCUUCUUCACCUUCCAGCUUCUUCACCUUCCAGCUUCUUCAUCGUUCGUUUUUCGCAGACGAGGACCAUUGUCGUCAUCAGCUUCUUCAUUGUCGUUCGAGCUUCUUCACGUUCCAGCUUCUUCAUCAAAUUCACCUUCCAGCUUCUUCAUCGUUCGUUUUUCGCAGACGAGGACCAUUGUCGUCAUCAGCUUCUUCAUUGUCGUUCGAGCUUCUUCACGUUCCAGCUUCUUCAUCAAAUAGCACGGUUUGCUGCCAUGGCAGAUGUGAAUGAAUAUUUCUCUAUUGACUUGUCUAAUGAUGGAGGUAUGAGUGAGGAUGAUGAUUCUGUGGCAGUGGCUGAUGAUGGCAAUGGCAACAAUGAGAAUUCUAAUCCAGAUCGUUGCAAAUUAAUCCCUGACUUGACAGCUGAUGAGAUAAGGGAGCUGGUGUUUUGUUCUGAGAAGGAUGCUGUUGAAUUUUACCAACACUAUGCCCAUUUCAAAGGUUUUGGUGCAAGGAAAGAUGAUGUCCGUCGUGAUCGAAAGGGUAAUAUUAUUAGUCGUCAACUGGUGUGUAAUAGGGAAGGUGAGAGACAUGAGAAGCAUUUGAAUAAGGUUAGUGAAACGACUCGUUUGGUGUUAAUAUAUUUUUAAAUAUUAUUGUUAUUAGCUUUAUUAUAUAUAAGAAAAUAAGUUAAAAAAAAAACAGAGAUGUGGAAUGGGGUUCACGUAAACCCCACCCCUUGAGUUAAAAAAAAAAAAAAACUAACUACCCAGUAAAUCACAUAACCCACCCAUCCAGUACCAUUCUAUUCUUUCUUUUCUUCUACCCUUGAUGAAAUCAACGCCACCUCUGUUCCUUUCUUCCUCAGGUCUGAAUUCUCCCCCACCAAAGAACCACUAAACCCCUCCAUAAAUACACAACCUUGAACCAAUUACUAUUCGGCCAGUGAAGAGACUUUGGGCAUUAAUUUGAGUGUUAGAGAUUGGUGCUCCAAGGAAGGAGGAGUAGGGUAUUCAUCAGAUCAAGGUGACACUAUUGAUUCCAUUGAGAUUCGACGGCGAGUAGAUCGUUCGGUGGUCGUAGUAUUGCUGAAAGCAACCGAGGUUAUUCUUCAUAGUAAUUUUCAGGAAACUGAGUAGCAGACUGUUGUCAGAUCAGGUCGUUCGGCUUAUUUCGUUUAUAGGCCUCAUUUGGAAGGUUGUCAUGGUUUUGCCUGUUGUUGGUCUUUAUUAUUCUGCAGCUAUAGGGGGAGUCUUUGUGGGAAUUCAGUUUGAUUUAUUAUUAUUCGUUUUAAUUUAAGAAUUAGCACUUUAGUACUGGAUUUGAAGUUUAUGUAUUCUUGGAAUUCUAGUUAUAUGAUAACUCUGAAUUGAUAGAUUUUAUUAUUUUGGAGAUAUUGAUAUUACAAGAAAAAUUCCUUUCGUUUUAUAUAAAUUAUAGGAAAUAUGUACAAUUUUAGAAAAUUGUUUCGGGGAGUGGUUUUGGUUAAAUAGGCUUGCCAGGCUAACGUCAUAGUCUGUGCGCCGGUCAUGGCUUAGGAUUUUGGGUCGUGACAGUUAGCCGAGUCAAAGAAGCAAAGCCUAUUACCAGAGUGGCUUGCCCAGCAAAGUUCCGUGUCCGUUUUCAUGCAGACUCAAGCAAGUGGAAGGUUGUGCUAUUUGAACCAGAACACAAUCAUGGGUUGACACCUGCAUCCCACGUUCAUUUGAUGCCCUCAUUCAGGGGAUUGACUGAUGGUGACAAGGCUCAAGUAGACAGUCUAAAGCUGUAUGGGGUGAGAAGUUGCAACAUAAUGGGGCUUUUGAUGGGUCAGAAAGGUGGGCAUGAAUCGGUGGGUUUUCUGAAAAAGGACUUAUAUAAUCAUGUUGAUAAGAAGAAAAGGAUAAGUUUAGGUGCUGGAGAUGCAGCCAGUGCAUUGAGUUAUUUGCAGCGUAAGGGGGAGAAGGAUCCCAUGUUUUUUUUCAAAUUCACAAGAUCAGGUGAAGAAAAUCUUGAAAACUUGUUUUGGUGCGAUGGAACAAGUCGCCUUGAUUACCAAGCGUUUGGAGAUGUCAUUGUUUUUGACAGCACCUACAAGAAGAACAAGUACAACAAACCGGUUGUUAUCUUUUCUGGCUACAAUCAUCACAAGGAGACUACAAUUUUUGCAUGUGCCAUGGUUUGUGAUGAGACCAUUGAGACUUACAAAUGGGUCCUGAAAGCCUUGGAUGAAGCUAUGUUUGGAAAGCAACCCAAAGCUGUUGUGACUGAUGGAGACAAAUCUAUGCGUGAAGCAGUGAAGGUUGUGUUUCCUAAUGCUACUCAUAGGCUUUGUGGAUGGCAUAUUCAGCAAAACUGUCUUGAGAAAAUUAAGAUUCCAGAUUUCUUGAAUGAAUUUAAGACUUUGAUUUAUGGGAAUUUCACUCCAGAACGUUUUGAAACUAAAUGGCUGCAAGUGAUUGAAAAGUAUGGUAUUGGUGAGGAGAAAUGGAUUAAACAGACGUAUGAAACUAGGCAGAUGUGGGCAACUGCGUUUAUGCGAGAGAAAUUUUUUGCCGGUAUCAGGACUACCUCUCUAUGUGAAGGCAUUAACUCAUUUAUUAAGAGGUAUGUGCAGUGCAAAAAUAGCAUCCUUGAUUUCAUUUAUAACUUUGAGAGAGUUGUGGAGGAGUAUAGGCAUAAUGAGUUAGCCUCUGAUUUCAAGUCAAGUUAUGGUGAGCCUGUCUUGAUUACUGCUUUGAGUCACAUUGAACAAGGGGCAGCAAAGUUGUUGACAUUGAAUAUGUUUAGGGAAGUGAGACAUAUGAUUCAACGAGCACUUAACCUUAAUCUUGUUGAACGAUCAGAGAUUGGUACCACAGUGAUGAUAAAGUUUAGCAUUUGUCGUCAUCCAAACACUCAGUUCUUGGUCAUUUAUGACAAGAAUCAGAACAUGUUUAAUUGUGAUUGUGGGUUUUCUGAAUAUGUUGGCAUACCUUGUUCUCACAUUAUAUGUGCAAUGAGAACUGAGAACAUGAAUGAAGUCCCUGCUAGUCUUGUUUCUAAAAGGUGGCUGAAGACUGCAAAGGCUGAUUCAUUACAAUCUAUCCCUGCUAUGGAGGUUGAUACUGAUAGAAUGAAAAUGCUGCGUAGAGGUGCAAUUUUUGCUGCAUGCAACUUUCUGAGUGAAUAUGGUGCUGAUGACUCUUCUGAUUUCUCAAAUGUUAUCGAGGACAUAUACAAGCUUGUCAUGAAAUUUCAGAAACGUCGCCAUCCCAAUUCUGCCGCAACCAAUUUAUUUGUCAUUGGUGACCCAGCUGUUGUCAAAACAAAGGGCGCUCCACGGAAGAAGAAGUAUAAGAAGACGAAAAGGCUAUGCUCUAAUUGCAGAAAGGGUGGCCACACAAUCAAGACAUGUCCUACAUUAUUUGAGGGUAAUGAAGUUGGAGAAAGUUUUGCAGAUGCUGAAGAAGAUGAAGAUUCAUCUGUUGAAAUUGAUGGUGAUAACACUGCUGAUACUCCCGUGCCAUCAUUAGGAGGAGAUAAUGGAGGGCCCAGUUCAAUGAGUACAGUCAAAGCCAAAAGAAAGGUGGGAGAUAGAAGAACCCAAAAGGAUGUUAAACGCAACACUGGAAGUUCCCAAGCUAUGGUGUCACCAACUAUUGAGCAACCUCAAGCUGAUAUUGAAGCCCCUCCAAUGAGUUUCCCAAGUGGGUUCAAUUUGUUUCCCCAAUUCCCUGCGAGCCAGAUUUUACAAUCUUUCCAUCCUUUUGCUUCAUACCAGCAAUCGCCUUAUGGCACUCAGUAGAAGACUGAAUAUUGGAUGUGGCUCUGAAUUUUGCUUGGAAUUGCUAUUGCAUUGUGUUGCUUAAACCAUUAAUGGACCUUUUUUUUUUCAUGUAAUUUUUGCUGGGAACUAAUAUGGCUAUGUUAUUGAAGUCCUCGCUGAUUUUGAAGUAUUUUUUGUUUAUGAAGUCUUGAAGUUAUUAUGA
This is a messenger RNA of Lotus japonicus, 4464 nucleotides long. RefSeq names its product protein FAR1-RELATED SEQUENCE 5-like. The record is from RefSeq and is a predicted model, not a curated record. Gene Ontology annotation, molecular function: zinc ion binding; nucleic acid binding. Lineage: Eukaryota; Viridiplantae; Streptophyta; Magnoliopsida; Fabales; Fabaceae. The transcript is spliced from 6 exons. Bases 2223 to 4280 code for a protein of 685 amino acids.